AUGACGGUCUCCUACUCCCUAGAUAAUCUCAAGAAUAUCAGUAAUGCCCUGGUGGGUGAUCAGCUGGCUAAAGUAGACUACUUUUUUGCUCCGAAGUCCCAGAUUUUUCAGUAUUUGGUGUCCAUUGAGCCAGACAACAGCAUAGCUUUGAAGAAUGCGAAGUUAGAUCUGCUAUAUAUAAUCCUACACCUAGAACCGCAGCAAAGAGACAUGGUAGGCACAUCUUAUCUUGAUAUUGUGCCUGCGAUCUACAAGUCCAUCACUCUGGCAAGAAGCUUUACGCAAAAUAGUUCAUUGACCAAUUAUAAGUACAUCAAACUUUUAAAUCUGUGUGCGGAAGUUUAUCCCAACUGCGUGUUUCCAGAGCUACAAUACCUUAAAAAUGGUUUCAUCCACUUAGUCAACCACAGAUUUUUGAGAGGCAAAUGCAAUACAGAUGAAGUAGCCACCAUAAUUGAAUUAUUAAAGUUGUUUUUACUCGUGGACGAGCAAAGUGAUGGCGAUUUUAACCAGACCAGGCCCAUAAAGCAAGAAAGAGAAGUGACGGAAAUUUCCCAGUAUCAAGAUUUUAGUAUGGCUAAUGCCCUUGAACAGAUAAUAGUUAACACCUCUGAAAAAUACCUGGGCCAAAUAAGCCUCAAGUAUAUAGUAAGACUAAAAGUUUCCAGGCCAGCGUCGCCAUCCAGCGUCAAGAACGAUCCAUUUGAUAAUAAAGGUGUUGACUGCACCCGCGCAAUUCCUAAGAAAAUUAAUAUUUCAAACAUGUACGACUCUGGCCUAUUAUCAUUGGGCUUGCUGCUUUAUUUAAGGUACCACUAUGUGAUACCAGACGAUAAGAAGUUACGGAAUGAUUUGACAUUCAAAAUGUUUGUUUUGGGCCUCCUGAAGAGUGACGAUGUCAACAUUAGAUGCGUUUCCUUGAAAUUCCUAUUGCAACCAUAUUUUACGGAGGAUAAAAAAUGGGAGGAUUCGCGUACCCUAGAGAAAAUACUGCCAUACCUGGUUGAAUCGUUCAACUAUGAUCCAUUGCCUUGGUGGUUUGAUCCAUUUGAUAUACUGGAUUCGUUGGUCGUACUGUAUAACGAGAUCACUCCAAUGAAUAACCCUGUGCUCACCACAUUAGCCCAUACAAACGUUAUAUUUUGUAUUCUAUCCCGUUUCGCCCAGUGUCUCUCUUUGCCACAACAAAAUGAGUCUACUUUGAGGACAACCACAAAAUUUAUCAAACUCUGUGCGUCCUUUGCAGCAUCGGAUGAAAAAUACCGUCUGUUAUUACUGAAUGACACUUUGUUGUUGAAUCACCUAGAGUACGGAUUGGAAUCCCAUAUCACUUUGAUACAGGAUUUUAUAUCUUUGAAAGAUGAGAUAAGGGAAACCGUUAUUGAAACGCAUUCUAUGAGCUUGCCUCCCAUAUAUGAUCACGAAUUUGUAUCUGCUUGGUUGUCGUUGUUGAAAUCGUUCUCAAGAAGUGUCUCAGCGCUUAGGACAACUUUGAAAAGAAAUAAAAUAGCACAACUACUAUUACAAAUAUUGAGUAAAACGUAUACUUUAACUAAGGAAUGCUAUUUUGCAGGACAAGAUUUCAUAAAACCGGAAGUCAAAAUUAUGGGCAUUACAUUGGGCAGCAUUUGUAAUUUUGUGGUGGAAUUCUCUAAUUUGCAAUCAUUCAUGCUGAGAAACGGUAUAAUAGAUAUAAUCGAAAAAGUAUUAGGUGAUCCAUUGUUCAAUUCAAAAAAAGCUUGGGACAGUAGCGAAGAUGAAAGAAAAAUUGCUUUGGAAGGUAUACCAGUACACGAAGUAAAGGCAAACUCGUUAUGGGUAUUAAGGCAUUUAAUGUACAACUGCCAGAACGAAGAGAAGUUUCAACUUUUGGCGAAAAUCCCAAUGGCGUUGGUUUUAGAUUUUAUUAAUGAUCCAUGUUGGGCAGUACAAGCCCAGUGUUUCCAGCUGCUUAGAAACUUGACCUGUAAUUCGAGGAAAAUCGUAAAUAUCCUAUUAGAAAAAUUCAAAGAUGUAGAAUACAAGAUUGAUCCCCAAACCGGCAGUAAAAUUAGCAUCGGUUCCACGUAUCUCUUUGAAUUUUUAGCAAAGAAAAUGAGGUUAUUGAAUCCAUUGGAUACCCAACAAAAGAAGGCAAUGGAAGGUGUGUUAUACAUAAUUGUCAAUCUAGCAGCAGUAAACGAGAACAAAAAGCAAUUAGUGAUCGAACAAGACGAAAUAUUGAACAUUAUGAGUGAAAUAUUGAUAGAAACUACAAUCGAUAGUUCACGUUACGGGAACGACAACAAUUUGAAGUUAGCAUGUUUAUGGAUACUUAAUAACUUACUUUGGAAUUCAUCAGUUUCACAUUAUACCCAAUACGCGAUUGAAAAUGGUCUGGAACCAGGGCACUCACCGAGUGAUACAGAAAACCCACAAUCCGCGGUCACUAUAGGGUAUAACGAACCUGUUGCCGGUGGAUACUCUAGGGGGAAGUAUUUCGAUGAGCCAGAUGGCGAUGACAGCAGUAGUAAUGCCAAUGAUGGUGAAGAUGACGACAAUGAAGAUGAUGAAGACGAUGACGACGGUGAUGAAUUUGUCCGUACUCCCGCUGCAAAAGGUAGCACGUCUAAUGUACAAGUGACACGUGCUACGGUGGAAAGAUGUAGAAAACUCGUAGAGGUAGGAUUAUACGACUUGGUCAAAAAAAAUAUCACUGACGAGUCAUUAUCUGUUAGAGAAAAGGCAAGAACGUUGCUAUAUCAUAUGGACUUGCUUCUGAAAGUUAAGUAA
Molecule: messenger RNA, 2772 nt
Organism: Saccharomyces kudriavzevii IFO 1802
Lineage: Eukaryota; Fungi; Ascomycota; Saccharomycetes; Saccharomycetales; Saccharomycetaceae
Gene: VID28
Product: glucose-induced degradation complex subunit VID28
Exons: 1
Coding region: 1-2772 (923 amino acids)
Biological process (GO): proteasome-mediated ubiquitin-dependent protein catabolic process
Cellular component (GO): GID complex
Source: RefSeq, a predicted model, not a curated record